This is a messenger RNA of Cicer arietinum (chickpea), 4136 nucleotides long. Lineage: Eukaryota; Viridiplantae; Streptophyta; Magnoliopsida; Fabales; Fabaceae. The record is from RefSeq and is a predicted model, not a curated record.
ACAAAGAAAUCGUAGUUCGAGUGUUUGAAAAGGCCUUUUGAAGUGAAGUUAAAUGGGGCAAGUUAUAUUUAUAUUUUAUUUUCCAAUCCAAAUAGUUAAUGAAUAUUUGUUGUGUGAAUUCCGAGAACAAUUGAAGAUGAAGAUUCUUUAUUCUCCGAAUAACUCAUCACGCUUGCACUACUUGUAACUAACUCUCCAAAGGCAUGUGUUCUGUUAACGACGACCUUCCUCAACUCGAACUUGAACUGGGCCUUCUUCAGGGUGAAGGAAGCCAACAAUACACAGGAGAUGGCUCUGUUGACUUUAGAGGGAGGCCUGCUAUUAAGCACAAUACUGGCAAUUGGAGGGCUUGUCCAUUUAUUCUAGGCAAUGAAUGCUGUGAACGUUUGGCUUUCUUUGGCAUUGCAACAAACCUUGUUACGUAUCUUACCACCAAACUACAUGAAGGAAAUGCUUCUGCUGCUAGAAAUGUCAGCAUCUGGCAAGGAACUUGCUAUCUUACACCACUCAUUGGAGCUGUUCUUGCAGAUGGUUACUGGGGACGAUACUGGACAAUUGCUGUUUUCUCUAUGAUUUAUUUCGUUGGGAUGUGUAUCUUGACUCUUUCUGCAUCUGUUCCAGCGUUGAAGCCACUUGAGUGUUUGGAUUCGGUAUGUCCUCCGGCUACUCCUACACAAUAUACUGUGUUCUACUUUGGUCUCUAUGUAAUUGCACUAGGGACUGGUGGUGUAAAAGCAUGUGUGCCGUCUUUUGGGGCAGAUCAGUUUGAUGAUACUGAUUCCAAGGAAAAGGCCAAGAAGGCUUCCUUUUUCAACUGGUAUUACUUUUCUAUUGACCUUGGUGCCAUUGCAUCAUGCAGCUUCAUUGUGUGGGUUCAAGAUAAUGCAGGGUGGGGUCUUGGAUUUGGCAUUCNUGCUUUAUUUAUGGGGUUAUCCAUUGGAAGUUUCUUUUUAGGCACCUCUCUCUACAGGUUUCAAAAACCAAGGGGUAGCCCUAUUACAAGAAUGUGUCAGGUUGUGCUUGCGUCUGUUCGGAAGAAGAAUCUGGUUGUGCCUGAGGACAGUAGUCUCCUGUAUGAGAUGCCAGACAAGAAAUCUGGAACUGAAGGAAGUCGCAAGCUGAUGCAUAGAGAUGAUCUGAGGUAUUUUGAUAGAGCAGCUGUAGUGUCUGCUUCAGAGAACAGAAGUGGUGAAUAUUCUAAUCCAUGGAGGCUUUGCACCGUGACACAGGUGGAGGAAUUGAAAAUCUUGAUUCGCAUGUUGCCAAUUUGGGCUACUGGAAUAAUUUUUUCUGCCGUCUAUGCCCAGAUGUCAACAUUGUUUGUGGAGCAAGGAACUAUGAUGGACACUAGUAUUGAUUCCUUCAAAUUAUCCCCGGCUUCCCUCUCAACCUUUGAUGUGGUAAGUGUUGUUUUGUGGGUCCCCGUCUACGACAAGAUACUUGUUCCUAUUGCAAAGAAAUUUACAGGCAAGAAAAGGGGCUUUUCCGUAUUUCAAAGAAUAGGAAUUGGCCAUUUUAUUUCUGGGCUGUGCAUGGUAUCAGCUGCUAUUGUGGAGAUUAAGCGUCUGCAGCUUGCAAGAGAGCUUGAUCUUGUUGAUAAACCUGUGGCCGUACCCCUUAGUGUAUUCUGGCAAAUACCUCAAUAUUUCUUAGUAGGCGCAUCGGAGGUAUUCACAUUCAUUGGGCAGCUUGAGUUCUUCUAUGAUGAAUCACCGGAUGGUAUGCGGACUUUAUGCAGCGCACUGCCGCUCCUGAAUUUUUCAUUGGGGAAUUACCUGAGCUCUUUCAUUCUUACUAUGGUAACUUACUUCACUACACAAGGGGGAAAUCCUGGAUGGAUUCCAAAUAACUUGAACAAUGGACAUCUUGAUUACUUUUUUCUACUCUUAUCUGGACUUACCUUAUUAAAUAUGUUGGCGUUCAUACUUGCUGCCAAAAUGUACAAGCAGAAGAAGUUAUGCCACCUAAUGGCAGGAGCCACUUCUGGUGUAACUUACGAUGGGUGGAAAGAAGUAUAUAAGGAAUUCGGAAAAAUCAUGUGGCUCUGCCUCAUAAGUGAAAAAGCACUCCCAACUCCUUUUCAAACUCACAAAAGGGAAAUUUCAGACUGGCGGGUAUCAAAUUUUUACCUACCAUUCUAUGUAGGCAUUAUAAUUAUAAAAAUAGAAUGGAACAUUAAAAUUAGCCCCAUCAAUUUGAGACAGUCGAGACUAAGAAUGGAACAUUUAGAGAAACCUAAUAGAUUAUUUCUGGAAGAUGGUCUUCUGCAGUCUGAAGACAGUCUUCACACAGGAGAUAGGUCAGUGAACAUAAAGGGAGAGCUUGCUGUCAAGUGUGAAACUGGGACAUGGAAAGCAUGCCCCUUUAUUUUAGGUACUUUCUUUUGUGAACGUUUGGCAUAUUAUGGGAUUGCUACAAAUCUUGUCACUUAUCUCACCACCAAACUACAUCAAGGACUUGUUUCAGCCGCGAAAAAUGUUACAGCUUUUCAAGGAACUUGCUAUCUUACACCUCUCGUUGGAUCCUUCUUCGCCGAUGCUUACUUGGGAAGAUACCGGACAAUUGCAGUGUUCUACGGAAUCUAUCUCAUUGGAAUCUGCAUAUUGAUUCUUUCAGCAACUAUUCCGGCAUUGAAGCCAAUGGAAUGUGUGGGUUCUGUAUGUCCAUCAGCAACUUUACCUCAAAGUUCUGUGUUCUUCAUUGGACUCUUUUUAAUUGCACUAGGGACUGGUGGAAUCAAGCCAUGUAUUUGGCCUUUUGGGGCAGACCAGUUUGAUGAUACAGAUCAUAGGGAAAGAGCAAGUAAAGGAUCAUUCUUCAAUUAAAAUUAUUUCACUAGUAACAUUGAUGCACUUUUAUCAGUCACUAUAUUGGUAUGGACUGAAGAAAAUCUUGGUUGGGGACUUGGAUAUGGAAUUUCUGCAUUGUUUGUUGGUAUUGCAAUCCUAAUUUUCUUUCUAGGUACACCAAUUUAUAGAUUUCAAAGGCCAAGGGGAAGUCCUCUUACAAAAAUUUGCCAGGUGAUUUCUGCUGCUUUUUUCAAGAAGAAUUUGGAGGUUCCACAAGACAGUUGUCUCCUCUUUGAAAUAGCAGUGAGGAAUUCCUCCAUAGAAGGAAGUCCUAGACUAGAGCAUAGUGAUGGAUUGAGGUUCCUUGAUAAAGCAGCAGUGAUAUCGGAUGCAGAAAAAGAGUGCGGCGAAGUGACUAGUUCAUGGAGGCUUUGUACAGUCACACAAGUGGAAGAGUUAAAGAUUUUGAUCCGAAUUUUUCCAAUCUGGGCAUCAGGAAUCAUCUUCUCUUCUGUUUAUGCACAAAUGUCUUCAUUGUUUGUUGAACAAGGCAAAAUGAUGGACACAACUAUUUCUUCUUUGAAAAUUCCGGCAGCCUCUCUUUCAACUUUUGACAUCAUAGCUGUCAUUAUUUGGGUUCCAAUUUAUGAUAAAGCGAUUGUUCCAAUAGCAAGAAAAUUCACUAACAAAGUAAGAGGCUUCUCAGAAUUGCAAAGAAUGGGAAUUGGCCUUUUACUCUCCAUUAUUUGCAUGUCAUCUGCUGCAUUAGUAGAGAGCAAGAGAUUGCAAAUAGCAAAAGAAUUCGAUUUGAUAAAAGAAAAUAUCUCUGUACCAUUUAGUAUAUUAUGGCAGAUACCUCAAUAUUUCUUGCUUGGUGCUGCUGAGGUAUUCACUUUUGUUGGACAACAUGAGUUUUUCUAUGAACAAGCGCCGGACGGCAUGCGCAGUUUCUGCAGUGCAUUGGCACUUUUAACAAAUUCUGUGGGGAAUUAUUUGAGCUCUUUGAUUCUCACCAUUGUUGAUUACAUCACAACAGAAGAUGGAAAAUGUGGAUGGAUAACAAAUAAUUUGAAUGAGGGUCAUCUUGAUUAUUUUUUCUGGCUUCUAGCUGGACUUAGUUUGUUAAAUAUGUUGGUGUACAUUUUUUAUGCGAGACAGUACAAACAAAAGAAGGUUUGUCAUUUGAGUCUUCCUUAAGUGAAGUGUUUGUGACUGUAAGUAGAAUUCUUGUAGUAAUUAUUUUUUUGACCGAGUGUUUGUGUAGAGUUCCAAAAUGUAGCAUAUAAAAGUUAAACAAAUAAAGAAGUGGAUCAAAAUUAAAGGCAUAUUGAGGUUAUUGGCAUUAAA